This is a messenger RNA of Diuraphis noxia (Russian wheat aphid), 1575 nucleotides long. RefSeq lists its product as uncharacterized. Lineage: Eukaryota; Metazoa; Arthropoda; Insecta; Hemiptera; Aphididae. The record is from RefSeq and is a predicted model, not a curated record.
AUGUAUAAUGACAUGGACUUUGACGUGGCCGCCAACGACAUUUCCGAGCAGGUGGUUGUAAUACGCGAUCCCGAGUUGGCAAUGACAAUAGAAAAAUGGGUGUUAAAGCUGACUGCGGAGAACCGGGGUGCAAAUGAGCUUAAGUACCUACAACUGUUGCAGUACAUGAUGGCCCGCGGGCGGAUCAACGGACCAUUCGUGAGAGAUCCACCGCCGGGUCCCCUGGUGCCGUUAAGUCGAUACGUAAAUCCCCCUCCUUGCAGUGGUCACGGCCGGGGUAGUGGUGGAGUCGAGUGUUGGCAGACGAGCAACUGUAGCAGGGCCGCGCAGACGAGGUGCGACGAAAUGGACGUUGACUAUGAGGAAGARGAAUUUGGAGAGCAGACCGACAACGAAGCCAACAACAACGAAACAACAGAAAACGGCGACAAGAUCUGCGAUGAMCAAGACGUCGUUGAAGAUUUGCAUCAUAGUAACGACGGGGAACUUCAAGCGCCGCCCUUGCAGGAAGAGAUUGCAGGUGAAAACGACGGGGUGCAGGAAAAACGUGAUGGUCAUUUGGCGGGUGGCGGUGGCGGAGAGGAGUGCCGUGGCGGCGAGAAGGGCRCCUCAAAGAAAAACCCAUUCGCCAAACUGUGCAACYCCUGUUUGGAUAAUUUUGGUCGGCAUUUGCUAAAAAGACAACCAGGACCGAUGGACGCAGCUUACAGGGACUUACUAGGAGACUGCGCGCUGCCUGUUCUCAGUGACGCUGAAAAGAAGACUGUCUGUCCGGAGCUGUUGCAGAUUUUGGAGAACGUUAACGACACCACAACGUUACAAGACUUUUACUUCCAGGUGUCGCUUUGCACGUGCGACCAGGGCGCACUACUGAUGAAGUUGUCGGACGGCAUGGUGGAUGACUUCAGGACGUUUGUGUCAGACGUGUUCGAGAGCCGCACGGAACACAUCAGCGACGGUUUGGCCAAAGAGCAGAUGGCACUGUGCGAAAAAUACGCAUACCUGUACGACAGGACGCUGAACCGGGCAACGGUGGCUCUGGACUUCCUGCGGGAAGCCAUGCCAGUGUUCAGCUGGCACAAAUACCAGGCGGAACCGGAUGAGUUCUUGAAACGGACCAUAUUGCGGCGGGCGGCGGUCGUAGCCGCGUCAUCCGGAGACGCAGCGGCGGCGUCGGCCACCGACGGUGACGGACGUCCAUCGAACGCACCCGCUCCGGUUGCCGAUGAUGAUAUGGCCGUGGCGUCUGGUGGUGAAGACGACGGUGGCGCCCAGCAAUCUGUCAUAAAAAAACUAUUGUACAGAAUCAAUUGGCUGCGAACCGAAGUGGCUCGGGUGGACUGCGAGGGACAGCGUCUAUACGAACAGCACAGCGAACUAACAGUCAACCUGGCUGAUCUCAACCGCCGUCUGUCCGACGCUCAGUGCCGAUCGUCCAGCGACAUUGAACGUCACAAAAAUGAACUCACCGUGCUCCGACAACGAUCGGCCGAGCAGACAGCGAUCAUCGAUCGGCUCAUGGAGACCAUUCAGUUGACCAUGCAGGACAAGCAGCCUUCGUCCGCUGGAUGUUAG